Molecule: messenger RNA, 1169 nt
Organism: Fusarium redolens
Lineage: Eukaryota; Fungi; Ascomycota; Sordariomycetes; Hypocreales; Nectriaceae
Product: Oxidoreductase, molybdopterin-binding domain-containing protein
Exons: 1
Coding region: 75-1169 (364 amino acids)
Cellular component (GO): mitochondrion
Molecular function (GO): oxidoreductase activity; molybdenum ion binding
Source: RefSeq, a predicted model, not a curated record
AUUUCGUCUCCCAACCACUCUGAGGAUGAGAAGAGCAAGCUUGAGAUUGCCUUUCUUAUACAAAGAUAGUUAUAAUGUUACGCAAUUCUUCAAUAUCCGACUCAAACACGCUCCCCCUAGAAAACGACGCCCUAUCUUCCGCGCCGGCAGAUGGGGACGAGCGCCAUGCCCUUGUUGAUGUCAACCCUCGUGGGUUUUACAUACGGCAUCCUCCAAAGCCUCAUAUACUAAAUGAUUCCAUCACGCCGGACGAUCUCCUUUUUCAUACUAUUCACAUGGGAGCGGCGGUUGUAGACCCUGUCAGAUGGAAGCUUGUUGUCACUGGACUGGUGAAAAAGCCCUUCUCUCUUUCACUGGAUCAGCUCAAACGCCUACCUCAUAAAUCGGUCACUUCUUUUCACGAGUGCUAUGGCAGUCCACUCAAACCUCCAACGGAAGCAGUGUGGCGCAUAGGGAACGUUGUCUGGACUGGCGUCCCUCUCUCAUACAUUUUAUCACUUGCUUCGCCACUCCCUGAAGCUCAUUAUGUGUGGUCAGACGGGCUUGAUAAUGGAACUUUUGCUGGUGUCUCAGCAGAUCGUUACCAAAAAGACCUACCAAUGGAUAAAGCCCAAAGCCCAGAAGUUCUGAUAGCUUACAAGAUGAACUGGGAGCCCCUAACGAAAGAGAGGGGAGGCCCGGUCAGGCUCGUUGUUCCUGGGUGGUUCGGCACAAAUUCUACCAAAUGGCUUUGCCGGCUAACGCUGGAGGACAGGAGGGCUGAAGGACCAUAUACCACAACCUUUUACAACGAGAUCGAUCCCGGGGACCCCAAAGGGAUCAAGAAACGGCCAGUAUGGAAUAUAGAAGUGAACUCAAUUAUUGUGCGCCCUGAACCGGACGCCGUAUUGGUGGGCUCAACAGUGAUGAUAGAGGGUUGGGCGUGGUGUUUUGAACCGGUAAAAAGUGUUUGCAUUUCUUUCGAUGAAGGGGAAAGUUGGAUUGCAACUGAUGUUGAAACCAGGAAAGACUUUAGCUGGCAGAAAUGGAAGAUAGAGUGUGAUCUACUGAGCGGCUCAUACUUAGUCAUGGCUCGGGCUGAGGCCACAUUGGGUCACAUGCAACCACUGUAUGGGAGACGGAAUCAUGUACACAGAGUGAAAUUUUCUAUAUCUGAGCAUACAGAAUAG